This is a messenger RNA of Fusarium mangiferae, 507 nucleotides long. RefSeq lists its product as uncharacterized. The transcript has a single exon. NCBI's taxonomy places the organism in Eukaryota, Fungi, Ascomycota, Sordariomycetes, Hypocreales, Nectriaceae. The record is from RefSeq and is a predicted model, not a curated record. Bases 1 to 507 code for a protein of 168 amino acids.
AUGAUCGCCAAACCCGGACGCCGUGAUCUCACGUCGCCUCGAGCCUGGAGACCCGUCUCUCUGCUCUCUUGCCUCAGUAAAGGACUAGAACGGCUGAUUGCACGUCGCCUAGCCUGGACAGCUGUGCACUUCAUCAUCCUGCACCCUCAGCAGGCCGCAGCGCCCCCCAAAAGGUCGGCAACAGACUUGGUGACUGCUCUCAUGCACGACAUCGAAGAAGCGUUUGCACGCAAAAAGCUCGUCACACUGGUCACGAUGGACAUCCAAGGUGCUUUCGACACCGUCAUGCGCAACAGGCUCGUACUGCGAUUUCGAGAACAAUGCUGGCCCGAUCACCUAGCUAGAUGGGUUGAGUCUUUCAUGAUGGAACGAUCAGCCCGGAUUAGAUACCAAAACACCACGACUCCACUUUCUCCUCUCUGGUGCGGCCUUCACUACGGCUCACCGAUAUUUUCAAUCCUCUUUCUACUCUACACUGAGCCAACCUACCGACUAGGCAUUCAUUAA